GUUCCGUCGCGGGCCAGUCAGGGCGUCGUGGCGAGGGUAGGCGAAGUGUGAGGCGCGGGAGGUAAAGUAACAAGAUCCAACCCUCGAUGGAGGUUGGAUGUUUGGCGAGGAAAAGGAGAGGUGUCAGAAGGGCGAGCGCGAAAAGUUGACGGAUUUGGGGGGGUAACCGGCGGGAGAGAGGGGGUUGGCGACUGUCGCAGAGAACUGCGACGUCCCAAGUGGCGAUGACGGCGAAUCUGGAGGGGUCAUUCGCCAGUUCUUCCGGGGACAACUGCUGGGCUGCCUGGGGGUGGGUGUCCAGCGGUGCCCGAGUAUUGUGCAAGCGGCUGGACCCUCGUCCCCUAGAUCUGGGAGAUGGGUCAGUCUCUCGUCCUCCAGCGCGCCUGUUUGUUUCGACGUUUUCCUCCUCGCUGGAGGUUGCAGUCGUGGGGUCUCCCUGGUCCCCUGGUAUAUAAGUUCCGUCCGCCCGUUCCUCCUCAUCAGUUGUUCGUUGCAGUUCCGAGGCAUUUAAAGCCCUGUUCGCUGCCUGCUGGAAUCCGUUCAGUGGUCCUCCAUCGGAGGACAGAUUGCCACGCCUUGCCGCCCCGCGACCGCGCCCUCCGGCCGUCCGUGCGUUGAGUCUUCCGCGUCCGCCUCCGUGGUUUCCUCUCGGGGCGGCCCUGGUCGUCGUUCGGCUUUCGUGCCGAGUCGUGGGGGGUGCCGAGUGCGGCGCGCCUCCUCGGGAUGGAGCGACCAGCGCGAGAGCGUUCUGCCGAUUUGGAGAGUACUGGGGACAGCAAGUCGCCCCAAGGUCGGGCGAGUCCUCCAGCGCCGUCGAGCCGGGAUUGGGAGCGCGGGCUCCUCGGCCCCUCGACGGCUCGCCGACAGACUCCCGAGCGGAUGCGGGGGCAGUCGCGGGGCAGGACUGCCGCGCCCCCGAGACACGAGGAGAAAUCCCCCGAGCGCGCCGUGGAGAUUGGACGUGAACCAGUGGCGCGUGGCGAGGAGCAGCAGUCACCGCGCCAGCAGCAUCCCGCCCGCCGAGGAACGCCUCAGCGCCGCCCACAGGCGGGGCCUGGGCAGCAGCGCCGGACUCCGCAGGCGCCGCGCGGGCGUUCGGGCCAGCGCGUCGGCUGGAGGGCUGGCGGGGGGAGUAACCGUGGGUCCGCGGCGGAGAGGCGCCUAGGGCGGGCCGCGGCGACUCUCGAGGGCUUGUUCCGCAGUGUCGCCCAACCCCAGCAGGCUCUGGCGUAUUCUCCGCAGCUUCUGGCGCCCCAGCAGUACCAGCAGGCGCACUUGCCGCCCGUGCGUUUGCCCCUUCCUCAGGCACCGACGCCGCCAUUCCCUCCCCGCAGUGUGACAUCUCUCCCGCUCCUUGACAGCCAGCACCUCUUGGCGUCCCUUCCCUCCGCACCCCCUCCGCCAGUCCUCCCCGCGGCCGGUCCCUUCGAUCCGCGUCGGAUGGACGUGCGGUCCGCGGAGAUACUGCCGCCCUGGCAGCCGACGCCCCCGGAUGUGUCGGUGGCAGGAUGGUCCCGUGGCCCACCGCCGUUGGUGGCACCGGCAUCGUUCGGCGAGCGGGCGACAGCGCCCUUUAGUCUGGAGGUGCUGCUGGGGCUGGUGGGCGGGCAGGCGGAGCAGGGGAGAGGGGAGGGCGCACAGGGAGGGGGAGGAGGGGGGGAAGGAGGGUGCGGGAGUGCGUUUGGGGAUGUGGAGAUGGAGGAAGCAGAAGGGUGGUACCCUGGGGAGGGUGCUGCUGAUGCCGGUGCUCAUGCUGAUGCGGCUGGUGCUGAUGGUAGUGCUGCUGGUGGUGCUGCUGGUACUGGGGAUGUUGCUGCUGCUGGUGCUGAUGGUCGGUUAAGGAGUGGUGGGGUGAAAUGUGAGGAGCAAUGGCAGGUGAGGGUGGGAGCCGUGGAGAUGGAUGACAACAUGGAGGACGCAUUCGAUGGCGAUGCUGCUGCUGCUGCUGCUGCUGCUGGUGGUGAUGAUGCUGCUGGAGGUGGUGGUGGUGGUGCUGGGUCUGCUUCAGGUGGUGAUGGGAAGCUAGCCAUGCUGUGCGACGCCUUCCCUUCAUUCGACCGCACUGUUGUCGCUGCUUUCCUGGAGUCUCUUGACGGUGACACAGAGGCAGCAGCAGACGCACUGCUGGUGCAGGAAACAGCAGCAAAGGCAGCGUCGUCUUCUGCUCCUCCUCCUACAGCUGCUGCCACUACUGCGCGUGCUGCUGCACUGGCAGCAGGGGGAAAUGCAGGACGGCGGUUGGAAGAGCGGAAAGAGGGGGUGGGAUAUGGCAAGAAUGGGGAGGUCCAAGGUGGGGCAAACGGCGGGAGGGCAGAGAUUGGUGGGCUGGGGGGUGCAGGGCGAGGGGAGGGGAGGGGAGAGAGGGGGAGAGGCGGUGUGGAUGCUGGUGUUGGUGGUGGUGGUGUUAGCAGGCGGAAGGAGGGUGUCGACCGGGACGAUCCAGCCAAGGGUGGGGACGUUGCUGAGCGGGCGGUGUUGGAGCAGCUGCUGCUGAUGUACCCGCGAGUGGACCGAGACUCCCUUGUGCAAGUGCUGCGCGCGUGCGGGGGCUCCCUCAGCGACACUUGUUCAUUCCUCGACAGCUCUGAAGUGGCAGCAUCAUCCACACCUUCCUAUCCCAUUGCCAGUCGCAGCAGCAGCGUGCAUAAAGCGGGGCAGAGGAGGCAGGAAGAGGUGCCUCUGUGGGAGUGGAGAGCGCGCAAGAGAGCAGCUGAGCGUGCUGCUGCUGCUGCUCUUGCCGCUGGUGGUGGUGGUGGUGCUGGCGAUGGUUCCGGUGCCGGUGGUGGUGGUCAUGGUGAUCGUGACGAUUAUGCUAUUCUGACAGAUGCUAGUAACAGGUCUCGCGCUAGUGACGCCGGCCCACUUCCCUAUGCAAGUCGCAACCGCUUCAGCCCUCUGGAUACUGACUCUCUUGACGUUCCUCGUGCUGCUGCUGGUGUCGAUGCUCGCACCAGCGCUGCUGCUACUACAGCGGCUGCUGCUAUCGCGAGUGCUAUUGGCACCACUUCUCCCGCUGCAGUGUCGGCCCGUGCAGGCGCUCCUGGAGGGGCCGGGCCCGCCUCUCCCCCGGGGUCCUCCUCGAGUUGCUACCGGCGGCAUCGCGAGGCGGCGUUUGACAAGAAGAGGAUGAUGCAGUACUACUUCCGAGAGGCCAGUGCAGCGUGGGGUCGAGGGGAGAGGCAGAGAGCUGCUGCUCUUGCAAAUAAGGGUCACGAGUACCGCAAGGAGUAUCAGGAGCUCAUGCAGGCGGCAAGCCAACGCAUCUUCAGGGAGAACAAUGAGCGCUUGGGCAACAACAUGGACGUGGACCUGCACAACCUGCACGUGGACGAAGCCCUGCAGCACCUGCAGCUGCACCUCACGCUGCUGAAAAACCUGCCCACGCUUAGCAGCAUAACGGUCAUCACUGGUAGAGGCAAGCACAGCUCUGAUGGCCAUGCCAAGAUCAAACCUGCGGUGCAUCGCUACUUGCAGGAGAGGGGAGUUAGUUGGCAAGAACAAAAUGCGGGCAGCAUUCGCAUCACACGCUACAACCUGCCUCCGGAGCCGUUUCACCGAUAAUCGCUUCGCAAUGCCUCUUGUUUUUCUGCAUUUGUAGAUUAGUUUGUCGGGUGUGUGAAACUGCAGCGGGCGCUGCCAAUAAGCUGGCACCAGCUUAAUCCAUCCUGUAUACCAUACGCCUAUCAAGUCUGACUCGCUUUUGGACCUGCUAACCAGACAAUUGACAAACAG
Closterium sp. NIES-67 is the source of this 3732-nucleotide messenger RNA. The record is from the annotation of a GenBank genome assembly. Lineage: Eukaryota; Viridiplantae; Streptophyta; Zygnematophyceae; Desmidiales; Closteriaceae.